UCGAGGGUGCUAUCAUAGUAAUGCAGCACUGGACAGCGGUUGAUAUCAGGUUGUGUACAUUUGUGUCGUGUAACAAACCAAUGCACAGACACACAAGGAACUAAAUCCUAACACAGCAGCAGCAGCAGCUUAUGGAGACAGCAGUGAAGCGAUAUGACCGCAAAAACGAGUGACUCAUACUAAAAAUGUAUUGGGAAUCCCCCUUAUUUUCCAUUAUACCGUGCACUGGGAAUUUGUCAUAUUUUUUGGAAUUGGCUUGUACGAGACUGGUGUGAACAACAACAAACCGUAACAGUAGAGGAGUCCGGGGAUUUUAUACCGAACUGGACGGUUUGCAAGUUCACUCCUUGUCGACUAGUCUGCACUCAGACGCGUUUGCAUUGCAACAAGCGCGCAGGCCCGGCCAUUGCACAAUGUUGAUUUUUAAUUUAAGCACCCAGGACCAAAUACUGUUUCCGGAGGGGGACGGAGAAAACCAAACUACAAUUUUAACACAGCGAGUUUUUAAGCCUGUGACAAUGGCCACCCAGCAGGACAUAUCGCCCCCAGUUUCCCUGGACAGUCUGCAGUCAGGAUUUGCUACCAACGUCCUGGCAAACAAACUUGAGGUGAAGCAUCUUUGUAACAUGUGUGGACUAAUCUUGAGACGGCCUCUCCAAGCUCCUUGUGGGCACCGCUACUGUUCGGGCUGUCUGAAGAGGAUGGUGAGCUCCGGGCCUCAGAAAUGUGAUGCAUGUAUAAAAGAAGAAAUAUUUGAGGAACCAAUAUCUAUAUUAACGAAAGACUGUGCUUUUCCAGACAAUGCGGCCCGCAGAGAGGUGGAGGCUCUGCCUGCAGUUUGCCCGAAUGAGGGAUGCGUGUGGAAAGGCACUAUUAAAGACUAUGAGACUAACCAUGAAGGGAAGUGUGAGUUCAGGAUGAUUCCCUGUCCGGCGUGUUGUGAGACCAUAAGAUUUAACGAAAGAGAGCACCACAGCGAACGGGAAUGCCCAGAAAGAACUUUGAAUUGCAAAUACUGCAAAGAACUUUUUUAUUUUAAAAACAUUAAGGCUCAUGAUGAGAUAUGCCAUAAAUUUCCUAUGACCUGUGAAGGGUGUGCUAAGAAAAAAAUUCCAAGAGAAAAGUAUGUGGACCAUAUUAAGUUAUGUAGUAAAUGUAAAGCGCCGUGCAGAUUUCAUGUUGUUGGGUGUAAUGCAUCAGUGGAGAAUGAAAAGGUGCCGGAGCACGAGCGGAUGUGUGCUUACGAGCACCUGAACAUGCUGCUCCACUACAUCAUGAACAUCAAGAUGAACCUGGAGGACCUUCAGCCCCAGAGCCUGGAGAACACCAGCCUGAAGAUCCACAGGCUGCACGAGUCCGUGACAGAGCUGGAGCUGAAGCUGGGGCAGCUGAACCUGGCUCCCGUGCAGGGAGCCGCGGCCGCCGCCUCCUCCAGAACCCUCGCCCCUCUUCUGCCCGUCGGACCCCUGGAGCAGCAGAGCUCAAUGUUGGGAGAGCUGCAGAGGAAGACCCAGGAGCUGGAGCUGAAGAUCGGGACCUUAGAGAACAUCAUCUGCGUCCUGAACCGCGAGGUGGAGAGGUCCUCCACCUCCAUCGAGGCGAAUAAUCGUCAGCACAGGCUGGACCAGGAGAAGAUCGAGAUGCUGAGCAAUAAGGUGCAUCAGCUGGAGCGCGCGAUGGCGCUGAAAGACCUGUCCAUCGCUGAGACGGAGGGACGUCUGCGUGAGCUCUCAGCCGCUACGUACGACGGGGUCUUCAUCUGGAGGAUAUCAGACUUCAGCAAGAAACGGCAGGACGCCAUUGCCGGCCGCGCACCCGCCAUGUUCUCCCCAGCUUUCUAUACCAGCAAGUACGGGUAUAAGAUGUGCAUGCGAAUUUACCUGAACGGAGACGGGACGGGCAGGGGGUCGCACCUCUCCCUGUUCUUUGUGGUGAUGAGGGGGCAGAGCGACGCCCUCCUGAAGUGGCCCUUCAACCAGAAGGUCACUCUGAUGCUGCUGGACCAGAAUAACCGGGAGCACAUCAUCGACGCCUUCCGCCCCGACGUCACCUCCUCCUCCUUCCAGCGGCCGGUCAGCGAGAUGAACAUCGCCAGCGGCUGCCCGCUCUUCUGCCCUCUCCUCAGGCUGGACGCCAAGAACUCCUACAUCCGCGAUGACACCAUCUUCAUCAAGGCCAUAGUGGAUCUGACUGGCCUUUAGCACGACAGUGUGUCUGCCGGACUCAACAUUUGUGAGGAUAUAGCUGUCUUGAAAUGGGUGACUCGCUGCUUAGUAAAACUAAAAAAAAAAAAAAAAAACUUUUUAGAAUGCAAGUGCUAGUCUAGCAGGUUAAGUGUUCUCCACAUGGAGAUCAGGAAACCAAGCACUUCUCUUAGGUUCACACACACACAAGUGCUACACUAGAGGUCCAACAAAAGUCUGUUCAGUGUAGCUUGCAAGCAGUUUAUUCAGUCAGGGCAUGUAAGUAGCAAAAGGAGAUUCUUUAUUUUUUACUUUUUUUUUUUUUUUUUUUUUUUCUGAAAUCACAGGCCACUGUUGGUGUGCAACUUUACAUAGAUGCUCAGUUGCAGUUUGUUUACAGUGCUUUAACAUAAGCAGGUUCUGUUACUCACUGGGAUGGAGAUCUGACUCUAGCUGCCUGCCAUGUGAAAUGAGUUCAGGCAGUCUCUGCCAAUCUCUGAGCUGUCGUGAAGUUGCACUGUUGGCGCCCCCUGAUGGAGUAAGCAUGCAGUGGACUUGGGCUCUGUCCCACAUGUUGGGGGUUAAGACACAUUGGUGAGCAAUGUUGUUGCAAAAAUCCUUUUUUUUUUUUGUCUUGGUCACCAUUGAUUGUUCUUUCCUUUUUCUCUUUACCAAUAAUGGUGCGAGUUAUACACUGGAGUAAAAUUAAUUGAAUAGGGCAAGUGUUUCAAAAGCAGUAGUGCGCCGGUAUGUGUAUUGUGGUGUAAUGCGUUUAACGGCGUGCUAGUUCUUUUUGAAUGCAGCCCAUAGUCCUCUAAUUACCCUGAUCAGCACUAAUCUUGUAGUACAGGGCAGCAGUGUGGAGUAGCGGUCAGGGCUCUGGAUUCUUGACCGGAGGGUCGUGGGUUCAAUCCCAGGUGGUGGACACUGCUACUGUACCCUUGAGCAAGGUACUUUACCUAGAUUGCUCCAGUAAAAACCCAACUGUAUAAAUGGGGAAUUGUAUGUAAAAAUAAUGUGAUAUCUUGUAACAAUUGUAAGUCGCCCUGGAUAAGGGCGUCUGCUAAGAAAUAAAUAAUGAUAAUAAUAAUAAUAAUAGUACCUUAUCUAAGGCAAGGCAAGGUACUCUGAUUGGUUAUAAUCAGGGUCUGUGAUAUGAGUCUGCCUUAUUAUUAUGUAUAUUUGUUUUAACGUAGUCUUGCUCAAACUUGCUGUUUUGAGGUGUGCUUGGAGUAGCUACAAGUAGUGAAGCCGUUGGCUGUAAUGCAUCUGCAGUACCAACCCCCCCUCCCCUUUGUUUAAUACCAGAGACAACAUGAGAGAGCUGGCUUGUUCUCCGUUUCCCGCAAUGCGAAUGCACCAAGUAGCAUUUGACUUUUUUUUUUUUUUGUAGCUGUAAUUAUUUGUAAUGGUGCACAUUGCCUAGAAUUGCAGUGCAAGGAACAGCGGAGAGGUCGGACAUUGAUGACCUGUAAGAGCGCUUAGGCUUGCAUUGGGGAGAGACGUGCCGGAUCCUUCACUUCUACUGCACCCUUUGCCGUUUGAGUGCAAAAGGGCUUGCAUUCAGGCGUGCCCAAACUGAGCCUGUACCUGCUCCUGUUGUCACUGCAGCUGUAACGCACACAGUCACAUACUGUAGAUUGAAAGCUAGACCUCUCUGACGGCAGAGGCUUCAAGGACAUUUAGUUUUGUCUUUGCACAGCCGGUCUCUGUAAGUCUCCUUGGAUAAAGCCGUCUGCUAAAUAAACAAAUCAUUCUAAAAGUCUUGCUGGCUGCCUUUCUCAACCACGUAGUCAAUACAACAGCUGUGACCUAAUGGAUCCAAAUUCCUUUUUACAUGUGCAGCGUUUGCUAGCCCUUACGGAGAUCUCUCAAAGGUGUUUAUAAGGACAGAUUAGCCAAACUUUUGACAAUACGUUUUGGGUUCAGAAUCGCAAGUUACCGCAAAAUGUGUCUGUUUGACAGCUGAACCUUUUGAUUGCAUAUUUAGGUACAGCUGCAGAUUGAGGGUGUGUUUUAAUAUUAUAAAUAAUUAUAUGUGAUGUGAGUUUGCAUGUUAAAUCUGUGGAAGAUGCAGUGAAGUGUGAGUUGGUCAGGAGCAGUGCUACUCAGCGGUGAGGCAAGCCUCAUACACCCAUAUGACUGCCUGUGCUGUAGCUGCAGUUUUCUAAACGUGGUACUAAACCUGGUGUAGUUGUUACUUGUUCACUAACUCUGCUGUGUGCACAGUUUGUUAGAAACUUGACUAGAACUCUCCCUAGGUUUGUGUAACAUGGAUAUUUUGAGCUGGGAUUUCUAUCAGUACAGUAGGUGGUUAAAUGAUAGCAGAGUGUUUUUUAUUUAUUGUUUUUGGGAAGUGAUUGUUAGACAGAAGGUUUGAAGAAUGUGAUUAGGAAGUAGUUAAGGAAUUUGGAAGUCUAGCAGGGGUACAAAAGGCUUAAACCGGUAAAUACCGAGAUAACAUGCUUUGAUAGCACACCUUUUAACCAGGUAACAGGAAUUCACAAAGACUUCUUGCAGUCUUGUUAAGCAACAUUUAAAGUUUGCCUGUUUCAAUACAAAAAGUUGUUGUUGUUGUUGUAUAAAGUCACCAGUGAUGUUUUCCUAAAUUCCUAUUAUUACACGCUUAUCUUAUUGUUUUGCAAAACAUACUUCAAAUACAUGGAAAUAUAUUCUCUCUCUACACAUAUUAUAUAUACAUAUAAAAAAUAUAAUUUUAUUAAAUUAUAUUAUUGUCAUGCAUGUACAGGCAUGCUCGUCCUUUCUCUUAGUUAUGUUAUUUUAAUUUUCAUGAGAGAAUUGUAUGAUUACUUAAUCACAAUGGUUGACAAACAUGUUUGCUCUGUUGUAGCUAUUUUUGUAAUUUUAACAAAUUCCAAACGCAGUUCUGAAAUUCUGCAGCGGGAAAUGUUCCCCCAAGCAAGCCCCCCCAAUCCCACCCACUUCCUGUUUGGUCAUUAUCUGCCAAGGUGUAUUGGUCUGCCGUGGAUGUGGUUACAUCUGUGGGAUGGUCAAGUCAUGCCAAUCCCACGCACGAUGUUCUGUAAAGUCCUGCAGGGAUAGCAGUAAGACUCCCAUUGCAUAGCAGAGUCACCCACUCCAGGUUUUACUACGAGCUUGAUUAACCGCAGUGUAUAGGUAACAAACCCGAGUGUAUCGUAUUAAACUCGAUAGUAAAACACAAGUGGAUCAAACCGCUGUGCAAUGGGAGUCUUGUUUCCAUCCCAAUGCUGUGUACGUUUCCCCACUGAUUUCAGGCGUGCCUGGAAGUUGCAAGCUGGGCGCUGGCAAGCCAACAUCACUCCUGCUAGGAUCUAGAAAUAAGGACAAGGCAAGGAGGCCUUCUUGUAUGAUGCAGUGCUGGUUGUUUUUCUUUAGAUAGAACUAAAGAGCGAGUAGCGCUGGUGACCUGCCAGUGGUCAAUCUGUGAUUUCCAGGGGCGUUUUCAAUCGGGGUGCGUGUGUUUAUAUACUACAUGGCUUGCUGUCUUCGGAGGUGUUUUUAAGGUUGCAACAAUUGAAGAGUUGACCGUGAGUCUCUGGUUUCGCUGUGUGUAGCUUUUAGAAUCCGAAGUGAUUUUGGUGAAAUGUAUAAAAGCUAGCUUUAGGGUUACUACGUGAAUAUAUUCUGUAUAAAUGUGUUCUGUAAUCAAGUUCUGUUAAAUCUGUAAUAAACUGUUUAAUAGACUGUAGCAUUAAUAAAGCAUUAAUGUGCUGAUAUAGUCGAUAUUGGCCAAAGCAUUAAUAAAGGGAUGGAAAUCUCCCAUUGCAGAGCAGUUUGAUCCGUUCCUGGUUUUACAGGGAGCCUAAUUAGACUGAGGGAACAGCUAGCAAGCUCAGCAGUGUCUAAAUAACUUCUCAUAAAACCUGGAAUGGGUCAAACGAGUAUGUAGUCUGCUUUUCAUCCCCUGCGUUUGCUGAAGUGCUAGUGCUUUGUGAACGUAGACUGUUUUCUCAGCUGUGAAGUGAUACUUUGAUUUCAGGGCACUAAAUGCAACUGCUAAAUGUUUAAUCGAAGUGAUGUGUUUGUUUAGCAGGAUAUUUGUUGAUUAAAAAAAAAAAAUGAUAAUCUUUUGAAUACAUAUUAUUAAUAAAUAAAAUUAAGACAUUU
This is a messenger RNA of Acipenser ruthenus (sterlet), 6293 nucleotides long. Its product is annotated as TNF receptor-associated factor 2-like. The coding region runs from base 414 to 2201 and encodes 595 amino acids. Gene Ontology annotation, biological process: positive regulation of canonical NF-kappaB signal transduction; tumor necrosis factor-mediated signaling pathway; positive regulation of JNK cascade. Gene Ontology annotation, molecular function: ubiquitin-protein transferase activity; tumor necrosis factor receptor binding; ubiquitin protein ligase binding. Gene Ontology annotation, cellular component: plasma membrane signaling receptor complex; cytoplasmic side of plasma membrane. Lineage: Eukaryota; Metazoa; Chordata; Actinopteri; Acipenseriformes; Acipenseridae. The record is from RefSeq and is a predicted model, not a curated record. The transcript has 11 exons.